Messenger RNA from Polistes dominula (European paper wasp), 1537 nucleotides. RefSeq lists its product as uncharacterized. The record is from RefSeq and is a predicted model, not a curated record. NCBI's taxonomy places the organism in Eukaryota, Metazoa, Arthropoda, Insecta, Hymenoptera, Vespidae.
AAUUAGAAGGCAAAAUCAGAAUGAGAGAGAGAGAGAGAGUGGGAAAAGGCCUUCGCGAGAGAGAACUGAGAGAGGAUUCUCGUAUUCGCCAGUCGCACGUUGCCAUUUACGUUGAAUGGUUGUUUAGUUACACGUUUGCAUUUCUAGUUCAAAAGUUAACAACAAUUAUACUUUUCUACAGUGAUUAUAAUAGAAAUUAUUAUAUUUCAUUGUCAAUCAUCAUGAGAAAUAAUCUUCUUAUUUUUGCUAUUUUAUUUCUACUCGAUCGUCCGAUCGAUUGUCUCAAUUUUGAAUUACCGGUUCCAUGUAAAAGUGAUGUUGAUUGUUCACUCUUAUCGAAAGAUCAGAAAAAUUCGACAUGUCUGAACAAAUUUUGCGCUUGCGAAAAUGAGCAAGGAAAAAUGUUCAAUUGUUCCGGUUUACAAAUAGCUUCGCAGCAAGAAAAAGCAAUUGUACCGACCCUUUAUCACCCGUGCAAACACGACUUAGAUUGUCAAUUAAAUAACAGUUAUUGCAAUACUAGUCGAAGUCAGUGCGAAUGUAUCAAAGGUUUCGUAUUUUCGAUGGACAAACAACAAUGUCUACAAGCUGCCAGAUCAUUGAAUUUUCCUUGCAUCGAGGAUAAACAAUGUUUAGCUUUUCAACCUAACACAACCUGCCAAGGACUGGAAUGCGUUUGCAUUGACGGGUAUCAUGCAGUUAACAACGUUUGCUGGAAAAUAGCUGUUUUCGGUGGAUCAUGUUCAACAUCAGAGGAAUGUAAUCAUAUAAAGGGCGCCAUUUGUACGGACAAGAAAAUCUGUGGGUGUAAUGAGAACAAUGCAAUCGAUAAAACCGGAAAAAAUUGCGUUCCUUUUGUAAAUAAUAUCAACGAAUCUUGUAUGGAAAAUAUCACGUGUUCUACGAUACCAGAUUCUACCUGUAUAGAAAAUAAAUGUCAAUGUCCUAAUGAUAAACAUUUCGUGGCAGAAACUGGACAAUGUAUUCGUAGCAAAAGUAUCGGUGAACCUUGCAAACAUGAUUACGAAUGUUACCAGCUUGAAAAUAAUACCAAAAUGAUAAAUAAAAGGUUGGUAUGCGUUGGAAGCAUUUGCGAUUGCGCAGUAGAUUAUUUUAAAGAUGGAGACAAGUGCGUUAAUGCAGGCGUUCUAAUGAACAUUAAUGGUUCUCUAAUGGUGAUUAUGGUUGCCUUAUCAUCCUUCAUUUAUGGUUUCUAUCAUUAAUAGAAAUCUACUCGACGAAGAUUUAAUAGAUCUGCUAAGUCAACCCCUGUUUGGUGUACUUCAUGAAUUUUUCAUUUUUGUUAAGUACCUGUACACGAAAGAAGAACAUCAAAACAUCUCAAACAACAAAUCCUACGGUGUGAAAAAGUAGCAAAAGAUUUUUCAACGAUUUCAUUCAUUCUCAUUUUUCAAAAAUGUUACUUUACGAUCGAUAUUUAAAUCCUUGCGAUACCAAAGAACAAAGAAGACUUUUUUCAAUAUUCCAAUGGGGAAAAGAAUCUCUCGUUUUUUUUUUUUUAUUAUUCUUUCCCUUU